GGAGCUGCGCCGAGCCAAUCGCUGGGCGGGGGCGGAGGCACAGGCUGGGGAAGCAGCCCGGGGCGCGCAGGACCCCUGCUGGCUCCUGGUUCCGGGCAGCCGGGAGCAGGCUUCGGCCGCCACGAUUGCGAUGAUUCUGAGGCCCAGGGAGAGGGAGUGGCUGGCUCAAGACCACACAGCAGGGAACGGAAUGGCUCUCCACAAAGUGCCAAGGCCCUCCUCUUCUGACUUUUAAAGUCUCUCCACCUCCUUUACCACCAUCAGAAGAGACCUGACUGCCAGGAUAUUGCCGUGCUGCUGCCCUGAUGUGUUAUAAGUGAGCCCAAGGAAAAGCCAGUUUCUGAGCAUCUUCCAUGUGGUUUGCCUGGUGCCCAGGACAUUAGUUUAAUCCUCCCUGCACUCCUAUAAAGAUGGCAUUAUGACCCCAUCUUACAGAUUAUUGUAUGUCAGUGAUAGCUCAAUAAAGCUGUGAAAGAAAAGAAAAGCAUUUCCCACCAACCAUUCCUUCAGAGGUUCAAAGUUCCAGAGAGAAGCCACUUGGCCAUCUUCCUGCUUUGGGGUAAGGGACAAGGAUGGCCAGACUGCACGUGGCCACGAGUGCAUCUCAGCGCUCCUAGGCUGAGGCUGAGGCUGGGCUGGCAGCCAUGGGGCUGGGUGGGCCCCAGGCCUGGCUGUUGAACUUGCCCACAGCUGUGGUCUAUGGCUCCCUGACCCUCUUCAUCACCGUUUUGCACAACGUGUUCCUGCUUUACUAUGUGGAUACCUUUGUCUCAGUGUACAAGAUCAGCAAAGCUGCCUUCUGGGUCGGAGAGACGGUGUUUCUCCUGUGGAACAGCCUCAACGACCCCCUCUUCGGCUGGCUGAGUGACCGUCAGUUCCUCAGCUCCCAGCCCCGGUCAGGCCCUGGGCUCUCCUCGAGGGCCGUGGUGCUGGCACGGGUGCGGGCACUUGGCUGGCAUGGGCCGCUGCUGGCGCUGUCGUUCCUGGUGUUCUGGGUGCCCUGGGCCCCAGCAGGCCUGCAGUUCUUGCUGUGCCUGUGCCUCUAUGAUAGCUUCCUGACGCUCGUGGACCUGCACCAUCACGCCUUGCUGGCUGACCUGGCCCUCUCGGCCCACGACCGCACCCACCUCAACUUCUACUGCUCCCUCUUCAGUGCGGCUGGCUCCCUCUCUGUCUUUGCCUCCUACGCCUUUUGGAACAAGGAGGACUUCUCUUCCUUCCGUGCCUUCUGCGUGGCACUGGCUGCUGGCUCUGCGCUAGGCUUUGUGGGGGCCACACGGCUCCUGAGGCGGCGGGUAGAGGCGGCCGGUAGGGAGCCAGGGUGUCCAGACCUGGCUGCGGAUAGCGGCCUGUGUGGAGAGGAGGCGGGCAACAUCACCUUGGGCCAGUACCUCUGGCAGCUGGCGCAUCACCGGAACUUCCUGUGGUUCGUGGUCAUGGACCUGGUGCAGGUCUUCCACUGCCACUUCAACAGCAACUUCUUCCCCCUCUUCCUGGAGCACCUGUUGUCAGACCACAUCUCCCUCUCCACCGGCUCCUUCCUGCUGGGCAUCUCCUAUGUCGCCCCCCAUCUCAACAACCUCUACUUCCUGCCCCUGUGCCGGCGCUGGGGCGUCUACACCGUGGUGCGGGGGCUCUUCCUGCUUAAGCUGGGCCUGAGCCUGCUCAUGCUUCUGGCCGGCCCCGACCGCCCCGGCCUGCUCUGUCUCUUCAUUGCCAGCAACCGUGUCUUCACGGAGGGCACCUGUAAGCUAUUGACCUUGGUGGUCACUGACCUGGUGGAUGAGGACCUGGUGCUGAACCGCCGCAAGCAGGCGGCCUCGGCGCUUCUCUUCGGCAUGGUGGCCCUGGUGACCAAGCCAGGCCAAACCUUGGCCCCACUGCUGGGCACCUGGCUGCUGUGCUUCUACACAGGUCAUGAUCUCUUCCAGCAGUCCCCACUGACCCCUGUGGGGAGGGCCCAACCCUGGCCAGAACCCCCGGCCCCACCCCCGGUUCAGGCCCCUACACUCCGCCAGGGCUGCUUCUACCUGCUGGUGCUGGUGCCCAUCACCUGUGCUCUGCUGCAACUGUUCACCUGGUCCAAGUUCACGCUGCAUGGGAGACGCCUGCGCAUGGUCAAAGCCCAACGCCAGAAUCUGUCACAAGUCCAAACCCUUGACAUUAAGACAGUGUGAGAGGUGCAACAAGGCCACUCUGAUGAGGACACUGCCCACAGCUCUGGGCAGGAGCCACUUUUGCCCGCCUGGUGUCCUGCUCCCCUGCCUUCAUUGGGUGCAGCCUUGAGAUCGAAGGGCAGAACGGGAGCUCCUGGGUCUGAGCCAGGAGCGUCAUUGGGUCUGAGAUCGUGCUUGGCUACCUGGCCCAGCUUGGGCAAGAGCUGGGCCAAAUUUGCUCAGGGACCUGCUUGCCCUUAUGGGCAGGAGUAAGAAAAGGACCAAGAAGGGAUGGGAAUGCCCUGUGGUCACAUGGGGUCGCCACAGGGCACAGAGGCCUAUCCCCCCUGCCUGGGGCUGGGGCUUCAUGUGCGCUCAGGAACCACUUUGAUACUGCCUUUCCUCCAGUCGGGGUGCUGACUGGGAGUCCCACCCACUCCGCCCUCCACCCUUCCAGUGGUGUCUGCCAUCUCUGCUUCAGUUGUGCCUGAAGUAGCAUGCCCCCGCUGCUGCAGGGCUUCUCCACGCCCACCUGGCCUCCUAAGAGGUUCAGCUCAUCAAACGGAUUAAAGUCAUUCUGUUCCCAUUCCUGAGGUCUGUGCUGUGCGGGCGUGGUGGGGUUGGGGAAUAGGACUCAUUUAAUAUGAAAAGCACUCAAGAGCACUUUUCCAGAGUGCGUGGAGUG
This is a messenger RNA of Myotis myotis, 2841 nucleotides long. RefSeq names its product major facilitator superfamily domain containing 13A (gene SLC68A1). The record is from RefSeq and is a predicted model, not a curated record. The transcript is spliced from 12 exons. The coding region runs from base 645 to 2177 and encodes 510 amino acids. NCBI's taxonomy places the organism in Eukaryota, Metazoa, Chordata, Mammalia, Chiroptera, Vespertilionidae.